CAAAAAGUAAACAUCUUUUUCGCCCUAAUUUAUGCAGAUAUAACGGCGAUGAUUUCAGUUGGAACCAGUUCUCGUUGAACCAUGAAUUAAGUAAUUUUUCGCAUGAUUAUUUCAAACUCUUCAUUAUUUACCAUGAGGGGUGCGGUAGCAGUGAUAUUUCUUUCCUGUGUCAUUCUUACACUUUUAGGUAAGUAGCAGAAACUUUUAUCUUUGUGUCGCUUUCCCUACCAAGUCAAGCCACAGCAAGACUGAAAUUUUUGCUUUGUAACAUAUCUUCCCGCAACCGAAUAGGGCUUGAGUUCACUGCGGAUGGUACCGUGAUUUUAAGACAAAAAGUAAGGAUGUUAACUGAAAUCCAGUUUUCAGUAUUACCUCAACAUCUAAGUCUGUGAUUUUACUUUUAAAUUACACUCGUUAUCAAGUCAUCCUUUAUCAGAUAUAAUCACAUGUUCAUGUUUACCUUAACAAGGUUGCUCAAGCUACAAGUUUUAUGGGAAACGGAAGUUAGGACUGAUUGCAUGGAAAAUACCCAGCAUUCGUCCGAUUUCUGCUAUUUCUUCUUUAUUACUUUGUCGCAGAGUUGUUUCAUGGGGAUUCCACUGAACAGCCAACAAACAGAAGAAGAAGAACAAUCUAUGACGAAGAAGGAUUCCCGGAUGAUGAAUAUGACGGUGACCAUGGUGACGAAGAUGAAUAUUACGGAGCCGGUGACGAGGAGGACAUCCGUUUUAGGAGGCAGCAGCACCAGCGAAGAUAUCAGAGACAAUAAAAGACGACAAUGAAUUCUAUUGAAUUGAACAGUGCAUCAUGUAGAUACGUUGUUUUGAUAUGAGUGAUAUCGGCCCCAAAGGCCAACAAACAUUCUGUACAAGAAUUGUUUUCCAGGAAAACGUUAAGUUCUUUUGUUUUUGAUCAAUACGACUCGGAGAUGCAAAGCAAGUAAAUUUGUCAACCAACUUGUAAAGCAGCUGUCUGUUAUGCUGAUUUAAUUUUUAAAGAGGUUUAAACUUGGCUAGACGGAGUACGAAGAUAAUAACGAAACAACAACAACCACACUAACCAGGAUCUGCUACCACAAACUUUUGGGUGACAAGAAGAAGGAAAUCAACAAUGUAAAC
Pocillopora meandrina is the source of this 1118-nucleotide messenger RNA. The record is from the annotation of a GenBank genome assembly. Lineage: Eukaryota; Metazoa; Cnidaria; Anthozoa; Scleractinia; Pocilloporidae.